UUCAGGGUAAGAUGUGCAGUGGGGAGCUUUCAUUUAUUAAUUUGAUUGAUGAUAUCAAAGAAAAAGUCGCUCUGAAGAUUCUUGAAGAAAAUGAUAGAGAAGACUUCAGGAGGGCUUUCACUGAUGUCAACAGUAAGGCAGUCAGUGGAGACGAUGCAACAACUUCAUUGAGUUUAUUGUAUACUGUGAUGAGUAAGGAUGAGUUCGAUUUCAAGACUGAGAUCGUGAAUAUUGUAAUGAGAGGAGGCACUGGUGUCAGUGCCCAUGCAAGUGUUGUGGGAGGGAUCUUAGGUGCUACCAUUGGUUAUUCACAACUACCCCAAGAAUGGUUAGGUGAGCUCCCACAGGAAAAUAUUAGAUUAUUGAAUAUUAAACUGAAUUCGUUAUUGGAUUUGUUUGGCUUGCCAUAAAAAGAAGUCUUGACUUAAUGUUCAGAUAUUUUGCAUAUAUUUUUUUGCUUUGUACUUUUUUUUUUUUUUUUUUUGCAAAUUUAAGAAUUAAUUAAAUACAGAAAGAUAUUUCCUUGAGUUAUUACAAUAACUGUAUUUGUUAUGUUAAAAGAUAAAUUGGAAUCUAUGUAGAUUUGGAAACACAAUCUUCAGAAAACACAUAAAUCCAUUAAUAAGAAGGGCUCAGUGGCCACUGAUUGUCGUUUAACCUAUUCCUUUCAGCAAAGAGUCAUAGGGGAUCAAGAAUAUGUGCUGGACUCCUUUAGAUAGUUUGUUUUAUAAAAAUGUAAACAAAUUAAUGUGUUUCCAUUUGUUGAAGAAUACUGGGUGUGACAGUGAUUUGUUAUUUGAAAGUUACUAAGACAUGUCCACAGUGAAAUGGUUUAGGGUUUUACUGUUGUUGCAGUUGUAUUGUAUUAUUUUUCUAUGUACACUAUUAAUUUGUAAGUUUUUUUUCCUGGAAAGAUGAUAAAAGUAUCCAAAAUGGCCGGGGUUGUAUUGUAAAAAAUGGAAUUAAAAGAUAUAUAUAAAAACA
Molecule: messenger RNA, 984 nt
Organism: Penaeus vannamei (Pacific white shrimp)
Lineage: Eukaryota; Metazoa; Arthropoda; Malacostraca; Decapoda; Penaeidae
Source: RefSeq, a predicted model, not a curated record